This is a messenger RNA of Orcinus orca (killer whale), 1594 nucleotides long. Its product is annotated as small integral membrane protein 10-like protein 2A. The record is from RefSeq and is a predicted model, not a curated record. Lineage: Eukaryota; Metazoa; Chordata; Mammalia; Artiodactyla; Delphinidae. Bases 147 to 359 code for a protein of 70 amino acids. The transcript is spliced from 2 exons.
GGGGUGGAGCUGUCUGUGGCUGUGGCUGCUGCUGCCUCGGGAGACGGCGGAGCGGGCGGGGCGGGCUGUCGCCUCCAGGCCUCACGUCCACCUGCCCACCCGCUCCCACUGCGGUCAGUCGGCGGGGUGUGCGCCGGGCCGAACCCAUGGCGGCGGCGGCGGCUGCCAUGUCGGGCCUGGCGGUGCGGCUGUCUCGCUCGGCUGCGGCCCGCGGCUCGUACGGCGCCUUCUGCAAGGGGCUCACGCGCACGCUGAUCACCUUCUUCGACCUGGCCUGGCGGCUGCGCCUGAACUUCCCCUACUUCUACAUCGUGGCCUCGGUGAUGCUCAACGUCCGCCUGCAGGUGCGGAUCGAGUGAGCGCCCGCAACCACCGCGCGGCCGCGACGGCAGGGGCGCCGGCAUGAAGCUCCGCGGGACCCAGGGCCGCCGGGAGGCGGCGGGGGAAGGAGAAGGGGCGGCCCGGGCCCCCGGACCCUAGACCUCGGCGGAGGUCACGGCCACCGAGCCCCAAGCCCCGGCUCUGGUCACCCACGUCGCGGCCGGUGACGAACUGCACAGAAACUCGCGAAACGGGCCCUUUCCAUCGAACUCGAGAAAAUUACUUGAGUGCGGCCGACCUGUUGCCUCACCUUGGGCGAAGUGGGGAGCAGAAGGAAGAAAUUCUGCAGCAGGAACGUGAAUGACUGGCCCUGACCAAAGAGGCUGGCCCCUGGGCCCAGCAUCGCACGGGAGAGUCUCCUCUGGAUGGGCCUGCAUUGGUCCUGGAGGCCUUGGCUGCGCUGCUGACUGACGCCCCAGGAGCGGUGCAGAGGGGAGGCAGGACAGACCCUGGCCCUCACCCCGCACCGCUCCCACGUCUGCUCGGGUGGUGGUUGCUCAUGGUCGAUGCACUCAGAGUUCCUGGGGCUGAGCACCCCAGCAGCCUGGUUGCCCCCAGGACAGAGCGGCCGAGCCUCACACCAUGUGCCCUCCUCAGCUGCCCAGCUGGAGCCCGGGUCCCAGGUGAGGAUCUCUGCCUGCCUCACCCCGGGGCCGGAGGCUGCACCGCGGCCACCACGUGCCCCCCACAGAUGCCCACCGACGGGGCCUGAUGGCUUCCUUCCUUGUGCCAAGUCACCCGGGAGCCCUGGUCCUGGUGGCCCUCCUCCAGCCCAACUGUGCCCACCCAGGGCCACUUCUGGGAGCCUGCCAGCCUGCGGACUGCAUCCCCGGAGCUCUGGGGACAGCCUCUGAGAGACUGUGCCACGGGGCUGCAUGGGAGGAGAGCAGAGGACGAGGGGCCUCCUUGGGGCUGAUUCGCAGACGUGCCCCUUUCAAGCCCAGCUCUCACCCUCCGGGUGGCUCGAUCCCCAGCUCCAGCCUCUUGCUGGGCCAGCCUGAGAGGGCCUGAGAAUGGCACAGGGGAGGCUCUUCGCUGACCGCGUGGGUGCCCGUGUGUGAGUGCGCAUGUAUGAGUGUGUGCGGGUGUGCGGGUGUGAGCGCGUGUGAGUGAACGUGCGGGUGUGAGCGUGUGUGUGAGUGCUUGUGCACACACACGAGUGGCUGUGCGUUGCAGCGGGCACGGAGCUGUUGAGCAGAGUGAGCUGUGCAGG